AAUAAAACACAGGUCUGCUUAACACCUAAACUAUUCUGUAAGGCACAUAUUAGCUGUAUUGAGCCAUGCUGCUUCUGGCAGACAUACUGAUGAUCUUCAUUUUUACUGCUAGUGCCAAUGGGCAGCAAUGCAUUGCUUACGGAGCAGAUGAUUUUCUUCAUUUUUCUAAAGAUGGGGAUAUCUCCAUAGGAGGCAUAUUUUCCUUCCAUCAGUAUCCAGGUGGUCUGAAUCCAACACUGCAAGUUAACCCUGGGAAUAUGAGGUGUUAUGGGGUUGAUCCAGGAGAGCUACAGUAUGCCAUGACAAUGAUGUUCACGAUUGAGGAGAUUAACAAUAGCACAGAAAUCCUUCCAGGCUUUACCAUGGGCUACAGAAUAUAUGGCUCUUGCCCCAGCAUUCCUCUCUCAGUUAGGGCAUCGCUGGUUCUAAUGAAUGGGCCUGAAGAGGGAAGGGAAAAUUGCACCAAAGACUCCACUGUACACGCUGUCAUCGGGGAGACCACUUCCACAGCCACCAUAGGAAUCGCAAGAACCAUGGGCCCUUUCCACAUACCAGUGCUCAGUCAUUCAGCCACCUGUGCAUGUCUCAGCAACAGAAAAGAGUACCCCUCUUUCUUCAGAACAAUUCCCAGCGAUUACUACCAGAGCAGAGGACUGGCAAAACUGGUCAAGCACUUUGGCUGGACCUGGGUGGGAGCCAUCAGAAGCAGGAGUGACUAUGGCAAUGAUGGAAUGGCCAGUUUUCUAGAAGCUUCUAAAAAAGAGGGAAUCUGUGUGGAGUACUCUCUGGCUAUUUACAGGACUGACUCCAGACAGAAAUUUCUAGAUGUGGUGGACAUUAUCAAGACAUCUACGUCCAGGGUAAUUGUGGCUUUUGCAGAUGGGAAUGACCUGGACCUUCUUAUUAAUGAGCUUUACAACCAGAAUGUCACUGGUUUUCAGUGGGUUGGAAGUGAAGGCUGGAUCACAUACAGGUAUUUAGCCAAUGCCAGGAACUAUGCUGUGGUUGGGGGUGCAGUAGGCUUUGCCGUGCCCAAUGCGAAUAUUCCAGGCCUGAAAGAGUUUAUUACAGGCAGCCGGCCCUCUAUGACCCCAGGUAACACAGGACUCGUUGAACUGUGGGAGAACGUGUUUGACUGCAAUCUGAGACCACAAUUAGCCAUUAGUGCCAAACCCUGCACUGGAGAGGAGUCUUUGGGGAAUGCACACACAAGCUUUACAGACGUGACAGAUGCCAGCUUGCUGAAUAACAUUUAUAAGGCUGUAUAUGCUGUGGCCCACGCUGUGGAGGGACUUUUGGGCUGUGUGGAAGGAAAAGGGCCGUUCCACAAUGGCGCAUGUGCAAACAAAGAGAAAAUAGAGCCAUGGCAGGUUCUACAUUACCUCAAGCAAGUAAACUUUACAACCAAAAAUGGAGAAAAAGUACUGUUUGAUCAGGUGGGUGAUCCAGUUGCACGCUAUGCCCUGGUCAACUGGCAGAUGAGCAGGGAAGGAGAAAUAAAAUUUGAGACCAUUGGCUUGUAUGACGCAUCUCAACAAGAAGGCCAUGAGUUUGUAAUGAAUGAUGUUACUGCACUCUGGGCAGGGGCUAAACGUAGGGUUCCUAUGUCAGUAUGCAGUGAAGACUGUCUCCCAGGAACCAGCAGGGCUUUCAUAAAGGGGAAGCCAAUCUGCUGUUUUGACUGCAUCCGCUGCGCAGAUGGAGAGUUCAGCAACACCACAAGUGAGAAGAUCAGGCUCCUAUCUUUUACACUGAUGCUGAUGGUGCUAUUACGUAGUCGACUUAAAGCUCAAACAGUUUCACGCAGUCCUGAAAUUUCUUCAUUUGCCCUUUUUAAUAUUUCAGAUGCCGUCUCCUGUCUUCAAUGCCCUGUCGAGUACAAGUCAAACGGGAACAAGACUCGAUGUGAUCUGAAAAAUAUAGAAUUUCUAGACUUUAAUGAGCUCAUGGGAAUUCUACUGAUGACAUUUUCUUUGUUUGGCGGAUGUCUCACAAUCACAAUUGGAUUAAUUUUCUUCCACUUUAGACAGACUCCUAUUGUCCGAGCCAACAACUCAGAGCUGAGCUUUCUUCUGCUCUUCUCUCUGACUCUGUGUUUCUUUUGCUCACUUACUUUCAUCGGUCAGCCCUCUGAGUGGUCCUGUAUGCUGCGUCACACAGCGUUUGGGAUCACCUUCGUCCUCUGCAUCUCCUGUGUUCUGGGGAAAACAAUAGUGGUGUUAAUGGCCUUCAGAGCUACACUUCCAGGAAGUAAUGUCAUGAAAUGGUUCGGGCCUCCACAGCAGAGACUUAGUGUUCUUGCUUUUACCCUCAUACAGGUCCUUAUUUGUGUGCUUUGGUUAACAAUAUCCCCUCCGUUUCCUUACAAAAAUAUGCACCAAUACACAGACAGAAUCAUACUAGAAUGUCAUGUGGGAUCAGUUGUAGGUUUCUGGGCUGUGCUGGGGUAUAUAGGAUUUUUAGCCCUUUUGUGUUUUAUUUUAGCUUUUUUGGCUCGGAAGCUUCCUGAUAACUUUAAUGAAGCCAAAUUCAUCACAUUCAGCAUGCUGAUAUUCUGUGCUGUCUGGAUCACCUUCAUCCCAGCUUAUGUCAGCUCUCCUGGAAAGUUUAUCGUAGCCGUUGAGAUAUUUGCCAUUUUGGCCUCAAGUUCUGGUUUACUUUUCUGUAUAUUUAUUCCCAAGUGUUACAUUAUUUUAUUAAAGCCACAUGAGAACACUAAAAAACAUAUGAUGGGUAAAAAUCCCUCCAAAAUCUAACUAUUAAUGUGUCUUGUUUAUGUUUUACUGUUUAAUGUUUGAUUUUUGAUUAUACAGUGCUGUCCUUGUAGACCAUCUAAUAAAACAGAGAUUUAAAAUG
Messenger RNA from Astyanax mexicanus (Mexican tetra), 2856 nucleotides. Its product is annotated as extracellular calcium-sensing receptor. The record is from RefSeq and is a predicted model, not a curated record. The transcript is spliced from 4 exons. Bases 66 to 2756 code for a protein of 896 amino acids. Gene Ontology annotation, molecular function: G protein-coupled receptor activity. Gene Ontology annotation, cellular component: membrane. Gene Ontology annotation, biological process: G protein-coupled receptor signaling pathway. Lineage: Eukaryota; Metazoa; Chordata; Actinopteri; Characiformes; Acestrorhamphidae.